CUGGUGGAGACCUACCGCUCAGCUGGCUCAGACUUGGGCAUUGAGCUCUCAGGACAGUAGCAUUGAUUACAAUAUGUCCGAGAACAUCAUCCCGAGGAGACCGGCUCGUGAUUGCACUAUAGUUAUGGCAUUAGCGUGCGAGACUGUAUAAGAGGCCUUCGGGAAGCCAUCCACUCAUCACAUCCGUUCACUCUAUCUUCCCCUUCAUCACACAAGGCCCAAGAAAACGUAUACAUACUCGUCCGCCAACCCAACGACUGAAGCAGACAUUCAUCAUGAAGACAAUUGUUGCCCUGGGUGCUGGCCUUGCCGCCAUGCCCCUGAUCCGCCAGACCAUGCGGAACGUCGUGCUGCCAUCCGACUCGUACAAGCUCGUCGUCGUAGCCCCCAACACGCACAUGCUCUUCCCCCUGGCCAUGCCUAGAGUCCUUGUGCCUGGGGCCAUGUCCGAGGAUAAGGUCCUCCUCCCCGUCUCGAGCCAAUUUUCCGAAUAUCCCAGCGACAAGUUUCAAUUUCUCCAGGGCACGGCCGAGAGCCUGACCCCGGAGAGCAACCAGCUCAGCGUCAAGAGCGUGGACGGGAACAUGACAGAGUUGAGCUACGACUAUCUCAUCAUCGCCACGGGGUCAUCGUCGCGCGACAACACCCCUUGGAAGACACUCGGGACCACCGAGAAGACAAAGGAGCGCCUCUUUGAGAUCAGGAAUGAGGUCGAGCAGGCCAAGACCAUCGUCAUCGCAGGCGGAGGUGCCACGGGCACGGAGACGGCCGGCGAAUUCGGCUUCGAGUACGCCCAGUCCGGCAAGAAGGCCGUCUACUUUGUCUACAACGACGAGCUGCCCCUCGUCGCCGACAUGAUUCCCAAGGUCCGCCGGCAGGCCAAGUUGGAGCUCGAGAGGCAAAAGGUCAAGCUCAUUCCAAACUCCAAGGUCACAAAGGUCACCACCGCAUCGGGCAAGGAGACCGUCCUCGAAAUCACGGACAAGAGCGGCAAGACGAACGAGCUCAAGGCCGGGGCCUACAUCUCCGCGACGGGAGUCAUUCCCAACGCGUCGUUUGCACCCGCCUCCAUGCUCGACGCAGGGGGGUUCAUCAAGCAGACCACCACGCUCCAGGCCGAGGGCCACGACAACAUCUUUGUGGCGGGUGACGUGGGCUCGCUCGAGAUCUCAAAGGCCAUGGUCGCCGCGGCGCAGACCGAUCACCUCGUCAAGUACCUGCCGGGCCACAUCCUGGGGGGGGAGGCCAUCGCCACGUACACGCCGGACACCAAGAACGUCUAUGCCAUAACGCUGGGCAGGAGUAAGGCUACGGGGCAGAUGAAUGGGUGGAAGUUGCCGGGAUUUAUCGUCUCGCGCGUCAAGCGGAAUUUCUUUUCGGAGCAGGCGCCGGACAUGGCCAAGGGGAAGAAGACGUCGAGUACCACGUUUGAGAAGUAGAAGCAGAGUUGGGAGAUGGAGCUGGAGCUGGAUUUUGUGUUACAAUACGGGGAUUUCUAAUAUAUUAAUACAUUUUCGAGAACAUCUACAGCUGGCUCACCUGGGUCCUCAAUCUUCGACAAGGUCUAUAACAUAUAGGCUAUAAUCACACUGGA
This is a messenger RNA of Emericellopsis atlantica, 1594 nucleotides long. RefSeq lists its product as uncharacterized. Gene Ontology annotation, cellular component: cytoplasm. Gene Ontology annotation, molecular function: electron-transferring-flavoprotein dehydrogenase activity; flavin adenine dinucleotide binding. Bases 276 to 1439 code for a protein of 387 amino acids. Lineage: Eukaryota; Fungi; Ascomycota; Sordariomycetes; Hypocreales; Bionectriaceae. The record is from RefSeq and is a predicted model, not a curated record. The transcript has a single exon.